Molecule: messenger RNA, 1806 nt
Organism: Neogale vison (American mink)
Lineage: Eukaryota; Metazoa; Chordata; Mammalia; Carnivora; Mustelidae
Gene: PAX9
Product: paired box 9
Exons: 4
Coding region: 204-1232 (342 amino acids)
Biological process (GO): regulation of transcription by RNA polymerase II; anatomical structure development
Molecular function (GO): DNA-binding transcription factor activity, RNA polymerase II-specific; RNA polymerase II cis-regulatory region sequence-specific DNA binding
Source: RefSeq, a predicted model, not a curated record
AUUGAAAUGCAGAACUCUAGCCUCUUUCAUCGGGGCACAGACUUCCUUUUACUCCUUCCUUCUGCGCUCUCGCCGCCUCCUCCCGGGAAGAAGCGGAGGCACCGGCUGCCUGGGGCAGCGACAAGCCGGGCCACUGAGGCUGUGCGAAAAGUUUCUUUUUGGGAGUUCGGAACUGGGGCCCGGUUGGUGUACUGCUCGGAGCAAUGGAGCCAGCCUUUGGGGAGGUGAACCAGCUGGGAGGAGUAUUCGUGAACGGGAGGCCGCUGCCCAACGCCAUCCGGCUUCGUAUCGUGGAACUGGCCCAACUGGGCAUCAGACCGUGUGACAUCAGCCGCCAGCUACGGGUCUCGCACGGCUGCGUCAGCAAGAUUCUGGCGCGCUACAACGAGACUGGCUCGAUCUUGCCAGGAGCCAUUGGGGGCAGCAAGCCCCGCGUUACCACCCCUACCGUGGUGAAGCACAUCCGGACCUACAAGCAAAGGGACCCUGGCAUCUUUGCCUGGGAAAUCCGGGACCGCCUGCUGGCGGACGGCGUGUGUGACAAGUACAACGUGCCCUCGGUGAGCUCCAUCAGCCGCAUCCUGCGCAACAAGAUCGGCAACUUGGCUCAACAGGGCCAUUACGACUCAUACAAGCAGCACCAGCCCGCGCCACAGCCGGCGCUGCCCUAUAACCACAUCUACUCGUACCCCAGCCCCAUCACGGCGGCCGCAGCUAAGGUGCCCACGCCGCCCGGGGUGCCUGCCAUCCCCGGCUCGGUGGCGAUGCCCCGUACCUGGCCCUCCUCCCAUUCCGUCACCGACAUCCUGGGCAUUCGCUCUAUCACCGACCAAGGCGUGAGCGACAGCUCCCCCUACCACAGCCCCAAGGUGGAGGAGUGGAGCAGCCUGGGCCGGAACAACUUCCCCGCCGCCGCCCCGCACGCGGUGAACGGGCUGGAGAAGGGAGCCCUGGAGCAGGAAGCCAAGUACGGUCAGGCACCAAAUGGUCUACCAGCUGUCAGCAGUUUUGUGUCGGCAUCCAGCAUGGCUCCUUACCCUACCCCGGCCCAGGUGUCGCCUUACAUGACCUACAGCGCCGCUCCUUCCGGUUAUGUGGCUGGACACGGGUGGCAACAUGCCAGCGGCACCCCACUGUCCCCCCACAACUGUGACAUUCCCGCAUCGCUGGCGUUCAAGGGAAUGCAGGCAGCCAGAGAAGGUAGUCACUCUGUCACGGCUUCUGCACUCUGAUGGGAAAUUCUGUCCGCACCGCAGCUUCACCCCGUCUCCCUCAGCCUACCCUCCCCCUCUUCCCUGGUCUCAGAUCCCAGCCCUCCUGCCCUCCGCCCCCCAAAGCUGGCUUACGGACUCAAACCCAUUGUGCUGAUGACACUUAAAUAUUUCUUGCCAUAACUUCUCUCUUACAGAAAGCCUGACAUGACUUUAGGAUUUGAAAACAAAAGCAAUCUUAAGGAUUGAAUGAGACAUUUGUGUUGCCCACACACUGUUUUAACGUAGCAAAGAAACCUGCACCCCUCAAAGGGCUUAAGGAACUUUUAAAACUAGUCUUUGGUAAAACCACAUGUGUAUAUUUAUUCUAAAUCAACCUGAACUUUUGAAACGUGCAAUUGUUGAGAUUUUGCAAAAUCAAUAAAGGAAAAUACAUAGAGAAAAGAAGUUAUGCUACACCCUCUAAUCAAAUAAGGUGACCAAAUAAGCCUUAAUUCAUCAUUAGGAAACUAAUCAAUAAUUGACUUGAGUGAUGCUUUGUUUAUUCUUAAGAGAUGACCUAUUUUGUUGGAAAAUAUAAUUGUAACACAAGCAA